CUCUUUUUCUUCUACCCCAUACAUCAUAAUACAUGUCAUUAUCAUGCCGCCUUCACUCUUUACAAUCUUCAAUCAUUGCUAGGUACUGGGUAAUCUUUAGACUUUAGUUUUUAGUCUUUGUAAGUUAUAACUUAUUAUAUAUAACAUAUACUAGGUAACUUAUAUCUGAUAUCUUAUAUCUUAUAUCUUCCAUUCUUCAAACUCUAUACACACACACACACACAGUAUUAUUCCUCAAAUUACCUUGACCGGGGAAAAGAAAGUUGGUCUUUCGCAUCUUCUAGACUUUUUGAUCUUCAUAGAUAUAGAGGGGCAUCUCUUUCCUCUUUGGUCCAAUCUCAUCGUCAAUUAAUAUCUCUCUCUCUCAUCCCCGGUCAACCUCCACCAUUAUACCGUUAUACCGUUCGUGGUUCGUGGUUCGGAUUAGAAUUUGACUGUGACUUUGAUCAUUUCUUGAUCUUUCCUUUCUUUCUUUCCUUCCUUCCUUCUUCCCUUCCUUGCCUUUCUUUUACAUCGUACUUCACCUUCACUUGAUUGGGCCUUCACUUCUUAACAGUCAACACCACCUGGGCAACCAAAAAAAUCUGACUCUCCACUUUCUUGAGAGUGAAUUGCGGAGUGGAGUUGUAAAUUAAAACAAAAAGUCGAAUUGAUCUUCGAGUUCUCAUCACUAUCCUUCAAUAUCCACUCACACAAACAUAUACACCCACACACACACACACACUCUCUCUCUCUCUCUCUAUCAACGACGAUUUGAUAUUCAGUCAAAUCUCACAACCUUCCUUUUCAUUGAUUUCUUGGACCUAGAAGUCUUUCAGAACUAAAGUCGACAACUACAAUUGCAAAAUUUGCCGCGCAUCUUUUGCUUGCUUUUGCCCAACACUCAUUUAUACCUUGAAACCUCGAGAUCAAGUCACUCAUUUCGAUUACUCCCAAGAAAAUACAACAUUCCUGUCGUCGUUGAUACCCAAUUGAGACUAAGCCUUCUUGACGACAACAUUCUCAAGAUCACAUUUACAUUCCAACGACCUCGAAAUUCAAGAUCGAAUCUAUUUCGACUUUCAAACCAACACAUUCUUUCUCUCAAUAUCACAUUCAUUAUGAAGAGCGCCAUCCUGUCCCUCGCGGGUUUCUCCCUUGUCCAAUUGACUUUGGCUCAACCAUUUAACCGCCAUAAUGCUCACCGGGCUAUUCAUGACAAGAGAAAUUUGGUUACAGUGGUUGAUACCGUUGUCGUCGCGGCUACCGAAAUUCCAGAAGUCAUCAUCUAUGUUAGCACUGACGGUACUCCUCUUUCAACUACUACCAAGUAUAUCGACAACGAGCCAACGACCAUCUAUCAAUCGAACCCAUCUGUCGCUACCUCGAGUGCCGCCACUACGACUACUCCAGCUGCCGAUGUUCAAGCUGCCGCUGCUGUUGCCGUUCAACCAUCCACUCAAACUACUGCUGAUGCUGUAAGCACACCGGCAGCUCAAGUUCCAAGUGUAGAAGUCUCUGUCGCCGCCUCUGUCGCAGUUUCUGUAGCUUACACUAGCGCUGACGCCCCCGUUGCCGCUACUUCUACUAGUGCUGCUGCCCCCGUUGUCAGCUCUUCCAGCAGCGCUGCCGUUGUUCCGGUCCCAGUUUCUUCGAGCUCUUCCACCACUUCUUCUGCUGCAGCCGCAUCCACUUCAGCUGUCGCUGCAUCAUCUGGAGGAUAUGGAUUCGCAUACUCUCCUUACAUGGCCAAUAACGCUUGCAAGACUCAAGACCAAGUGAACGCAGACUUUGCCGCAAUUCCAUCAACAUACUCUACCGUCCGUAUCUACGGAACGGAUUGCAAUCAAGUCACCACUACUUUGGUAGCCGCCAAGAAGUAUGGUUUCAAGAUCUUUGCUGGUGUAUAUGAUUUCGCCGAGGUUGCAUCCGAAACUCAAGCAAUUGUAGAUGCUGUUGAUGGUGACUGGAGUUUGAUCACUACCAUCUCCAUUGGAAACGAGUGGGUCAACAACGCUGUGACUGAUGCUGCUGGUGUUGCCAGUGCCGUCGCUACUGCUAAAUCUAUCCUUUCUGCCGCCAACUACCCUGGAAAGGUUGUAGCCGUUGACACCUUGGCUGCCACUAAGCUUUACCCAAGUCUUUGCGACAAUGUUGAUUAUUGCGCCGUCAAUUGCCAUCCUUUCUUCGAUACCAACACCGCCGCCGAUGCUGCUGGUACCUUCCUUAGCACCCAAAUCUCCGAGUUGAGAGCCCUCUUGUCCAACCCUGAUAUGGACAUUGUUAUCACUGAGACCGGAUGGCCAUCCGCUGGAACAUCUCACGAUCAGGCUGUCGCCUCUCCUGAGGCUCAGACCACUGCCAUAGCAGCUAUCAAGGAUCUUUUCGCUUCCAACGCAUCCAACGUUUUCCUUUUCAGUACAUUCAAUGAUUACUGGAAGGUCAACACCGCAGCUCUUUACAUGGCAGAACAAUCCUGGGGAUACCUUGGAAACUCUCCCGCUGAUGUAGCAGCUGGCUUGGUCUAAAUUCUCACGCAGACCUGACCUGAAUGACGAUCUGAUCUAACCUUUGGAGUAUUCACGGCGUUCUUUGGGGGUUACAACCAAUAUGUACAUACAUGUGGUGUGAACAUACAAAACUUUUUUCUGCUAUUAUUGUACUUGAUGAAGUGGAAGGAAUUGAUGAAUGGAAAUCUGAGAUAAAACAUGAGUGUAUUUCAUACUGUUGAGAGCCGACUGUUGGGUACUAGGCUCCAAGUAUAUAUUGCGCGCGAUUCGUGGUGGGGAGAUUAGAUGGGCUGAGGGUGCAAAAUGGUGCUGUGAGCUUGAUGAUAGGAUGGAGAUACUUUUCGAUUGUACAUAUUGUAGUUUUUAUUUGGAGGGAUAAAAGAGAGAAAUGACGAUACCAACCUGAAUUGAUGAUAUGAUUAUCGGGGACUUUUUAGUCUUAGUUUGUUUCGUGUGAUACAUGAUGUGGUGAUGGGAUCUAUUGAGGGGCUUG
Molecule: messenger RNA, 2982 nt
Organism: Botrytis deweyae
Lineage: Eukaryota; Fungi; Ascomycota; Leotiomycetes; Helotiales; Sclerotiniaceae
Exons: 4
Coding region: 1101-2507 (468 amino acids)
Biological process (GO): cell wall organization; carbohydrate metabolic process
Cellular component (GO): cell surface; extracellular region; fungal-type cell wall
Molecular function (GO): glucan endo-1,3-beta-D-glucosidase activity; 1,3-beta-glucanosyltransferase activity
Source: RefSeq, a predicted model, not a curated record